UAUUUCUAACCGGAAGUUCCUGUUGUUUCUAGGCGCUCUAUAUCAGUGCCUCUAUGGCUGAACUGAACCAUUGUUUUCAUUCGAGACAGCUAUCCUUCUCCUUGACAUCGAAAUCUCGCGAGGCUAGCGCUAAGUCCCGCGUCUUUGACUAUUUCCGCCCGUGAGCAAGAUGGCAUCCUUGUUCAGGCAUGCGUGGGCUCCUGUGCUCUUGACGCCGUGUCGGAUUAGCGCUGUGAGCCGCCGCGGCAUUCGCGGUCUAAGGAGGAAACCUCUCCGCGUGCUUCCUUCGGUCGCGGAGGCGCAGGAGAAGCAACGGAUCGUCCCCAGCAAAGUUAAGGCCACUCACAUCCCAAAAGCGACUCCAAAGGAGCGCCAACCGGAACCGGAACCCGAAGAGGCGGAGCUGCGUUACGAGCGGGCCGGACCCACUGAGAAAAGACUGCGGAAUUUGGUGACCCUUGCUAAGUCCAGGGCAUUUCGUGAGAAGAAUGGGAGAAUUCUGCUGGAAGGCCGGAGGCUCAUUUCGGACGCUCUGGAGGCAGGAGCUGUUCCGCAGACGAUCUUCUUUAGCCUAAUGGAGAAUCUGAAGCUGCUGCCGGCGGCCAAACUCAAACGGGCCACCCUGGUCAAAGUGAAAUACAACGAGAUCAAGAUGUGGUCAGAUGUCAUCACACCACAGGGGUUGAUCGGCAUUUUCGCCAUGCCCCAUCACGCCAAAAUGACCUACCCCGAAAUCCCGCAGGAACACACCCUGCCCCUCACCCUCAUCUGCGACAACAUUCGGGACCCUGGAAAUCUGGGCACCAUCCUGAGAUCGGCGGCAGGAGCCGGCUGCUGCAGUGUGUUGCUUGUCAAAGGCUGCAUUGACGCCUGGGAGCCCAAAGUCCUCCGGGCAGGGAUGGGAGCCCAUUUCCGGAUCCCCAUCGUUUCCAACCUGGAGUGGGACCUCGUGCCCAAUUACCUGCCCACCGAAAGCUGCAUCCACGUGGCCGAGAGCUGCCGCGAGAGACCCCCAGAAGAGGCCGAACGGGCUUCGCCAGCCCAGGCUGGUUGCCGGACCCCCAAAUCCUCGAACCGGACGUCCCAGCUGGCCCCAUCAAAGGGGAGCCAGGAGGAGGAGGAGGAGGAGGAAGAACCAAACUGGCUGGAAGUCCAGCCUUACUACAAUCCGUGGAUGGAUGCCUCCGUCGCCGUCGUGGUCGGCGGGGAGACCCACGGGGUGAGCCCCGAAGCCAAGCAGCUGGCGCAGAGGAGCGGUGGGAAGCAGCUGGCCAUCCCCGUGGUCCCCGGCGUGGAGAGUUUGAAUUCUGCCAUGGCUGCCAGCGUCCUCCUUUUCGAGGCCAAGAGACAGCUGCUGGUCAAGGAAGGCGGCGCUUCCAGGUUCCAGUUAAAACAAUGAGGACUAGAAUCCCGAAACUUGACUUUUGUUUCGAGGGUCUCCGAGUGGUCUCCAUUUCAGCCUCUGCAGCUUUCGGGGUCAGAGAGGAGGCAAAGAAAAUCAAGAUGGCCACUGCAAUUAUGGUCAUGAAAACUCCGCCCCCUCCUUUAUGCGUGCGAGGGUUUGAUCACGCAAAGCUGGGGAUGGCCCAUUUGACUUUUUGAGACAUGCACAUACACACACAAAAUCACACACGCAGGUACAGAUCUCUCACACACACAAAUCACACACAGUUACAGAUCUGUCACACACAGAGAUCACACAUACAUGCACGUACAGAUCUCUCACACACCCACAAUCACACACAGAUGUACAGAUCUCACACACACAAUCCCACACACAUGUACAGAUCUCUCUCACACACACACACACAAUCACAUAGUUACAGAUCUCUGUCGCACAGAGAGAUCACACACACGUGUACAGAUCUCACACACACAAUCACACACACAUGUACAGAUCUCACACACACAAUCACACACAUGUACAGAUCUCUCUCACACACACACAUGUACAGAUCUCUCUCUCACACACACACACAAUCACACAGUUACAGAUCUCUGUCGCACAGAGAUCACACACACAUGUACAGAUCUCUCUCUCACACACAAUCACACUCAUGUACAGAUCACACACAUGCAAUCACACAUACAUGUACAGAUCUCCCAUACAAUCACACACAUGUACAGAUCUCACACACAAUCACACACACAUGUACAGAUCUCACACACACAAUCACACACAGUUACAGAUCUCUAUCACAGAGAUCACACACACCCAUGUACAGAUCUCUCUCACACACACACAAUCACACACAGUUACAGAUCUCUGUCACACAGAUCACACACACACGUACAGAUCUCACACACACACAAUCACACACGUACAGAUCUCACACACACACAAUCACACACGUACAGAUCUUUCACACACACACUCACACACACACGUACAGAUCUCACCACACACAAUCACACACACACACGUACAGAUCUCACCACACACAAUCACACACACACACGUACAGAUCUCUCUCUCUCCCUCUCUCUCUCUCUCUCACACACACACACACACACACGUACAGAUCUCACCACACAAUCACACACACACACGUACAGAUCUCUCUCUCUCCCUCUCUCUCUCUCUCUCACACACACACACACACACACACACGUACAGAUCUCACCACACACAAUCACACACACACACGUACAGAUCUCUCUCUCUCCCUCUCUCUCUCUCUCUCACACACACACACACACACACGUACAGAUCUCACCACACAAUCACACACACACACGUACAGAUCUCUCUCUCUCCCUCUCUCUCUCUCUCUCACACACACACACACACACGUACAGAUCUCUCCCUCUCUCUCUGACACACACACACACACAGACACACAUACACACAAGUCUCCUUCCCCUCUGACUAAACGGGACAGGGUUGGCAGCCCAGCGAAGGGAGAGUUGUUGGUGGAGGAUGUUUGCAAAAGGGACUGCGCUGUUGUGGGUCAGGAUUGGCACACUUCCUUGCCAAAUUCAAGAAGAGAUCGGAUGAGGUUUCCUCAUGCAGCUAGCCCUCAAUGACCGUCGUUGGGUCGCCAUUUUGGUUCUAAGUCCCCCCUGGGCGUUGUGCAUCCAUUGAGCUGACGGAAGCUUUUGAGUUUUCAAUCAAACGUUUUGAGUCGGAUUCUUCCUAUUUUUGGGGGGGGGGCAUCGACCAACACCGCUGGCCUCCGACGAUGUAAUAAAACACUCGUGGCCACCUGC
Molecule: messenger RNA, 3210 nt
Organism: Pantherophis guttatus
Lineage: Eukaryota; Metazoa; Chordata; Lepidosauria; Squamata; Colubridae
Gene: MRM3
Product: mitochondrial rRNA methyltransferase 3
Biological process (GO): RNA processing
Molecular function (GO): RNA binding; RNA methyltransferase activity
Source: RefSeq, a predicted model, not a curated record